CGCCGCGCACGGCCGGCGCCGGCGUCGGUGCCCCCUUAUAAAAUCCGCCGGUGCGCGCGCUAGCUAGCUUGUGACUACGCGACGUCGCCACCCACCAUACUAGUCCAUCUCGAUCCGUCCGUUCGUGCGUGCGUGCGUCCAUGGCGGCCUACAAGAAGGGCAUCAUGAUCAACAAGGCGUCGGUGGUUGCCGCUUUUUCAGCGGCGUGGCUCCUCCUCCUUGUCCUCGUCGUCCUCCUGGCCGACGAGGCCGCGGCGGCGCCGGCUGGCCGUGAGGCCGCGGCGGCGUGGAUGAGGAGGCUGGACGACACGGUGGAGCCGGAGCCGCUGCCGGCGGAGCUGGACAGGGUGCAGAGGCGCGUCUUGCAGGCGACCAGCCACUACGUAGCUCCGAGCGCGCUGAAUCCGGAUCGCCAGGGUUGCAUCCAGUCCUGCCUUCCGGGCAGUCAGUACAGUGUUCCACCGCCCGGAUCGCACUGUAAUCGUAAAUACUACAACCAGGGCUGUUGACUACUGCAACUACUGGUGAUUCUGAUCACUGCAAAUUGAAUUCUAUCCUUGUGCAUGGAUCCCGUACUGCUUAUACUUAAUAAAACCUCAAAGCGACGAUGUGUAUA
Molecule: messenger RNA, 616 nt
Organism: Oryza sativa Japonica Group (Japanese rice)
Lineage: Eukaryota; Viridiplantae; Streptophyta; Magnoliopsida; Poales; Poaceae
Source: RefSeq, a predicted model, not a curated record